GCCAAGAGCCACAAGGGGCUUGCAAGCCCUGCAUCGCCCACAAGGACGGAAGACGAGCCGCACCCUACAACAGUGACAGGCUCGGACACUGGACGUACCAGAGUCGGUGGAGCAAAGAUGCCGGCUCUCACCCAGACCUGGGGCUGGGGAGGUACCAGACCCUGGAACAAAGCCAUAUCUGGCCGAUCAGCUAAGAAGCACUCACCCAGAGACACUGGUCACCGACACCUGAAUACGAACUGCACUCACCUUGUAAUCGAUAAUUUGUGUACCU
Messenger RNA from Pelobates cultripes (western spadefoot toad), 274 nucleotides. NCBI's taxonomy places the organism in Eukaryota, Metazoa, Chordata, Amphibia, Anura, Pelobatidae. The record is from the annotation of a GenBank genome assembly.